UGGCCGCCGGGCCGGGUCGUCGUCCUCCCAGGGCAUCCCCGCUCGCGCGCGCGCCGCGCCCGCUCUAUAUAUAUCUCGCGCCGCGCCGGGCGGCGGACGGGAAGGUUUGGGCAAGCAGGCGGACCAGCACAUUUUUCAUUACACCACCAGCAGCAAAGCCAUCAUAUUAGUUAAUCUUUCGCGGCUUCGCGGGUGAUCACCGGCGGCAGGAUCGAGAGGAAAGAUGUCGCAGGGCGCGUCGAGGUGCGCGGCGGCGUGGGCGCAGGCCGAGCGGCGGCCGUUCACGGAGCCGAUCGAGAUCCCCGGGGUCGCCCGGGGCGCGCGGGAGGCGUUCCGGGAGGAGGGGGAGGACGAGGGCGGCGAGGUGGUCCCGCCGCACGUGCUGCUGGCGCGGCGCAGGGCGGCCGGUGCCUCCUCGGUGUGCUCCGGGCAGGGCCGGACGCUCAAGGGCCGGGACCUGCGCCGCGUCCGCGACUCCGUCCUGCGGAUGACCGGCUUCAUCGAGAGCUAACCCCCAGCCGGCGGCGCGCGUCGAUCUGGCUGCCUCGACCUCGUCGGUUACCUUAGCUUCAAAUGCAGCAGCGUGCAGUUCCAAACGGUUGAAUACUAGCUACUGUUUGAGUCAGUCCUUCAUCAUUGGUUAUUUCCCCUUUCGUGGAAUGUGGUUUGAGGCCAGAAAGAUUUGAUGCGGCGAGGCAUUUUGCAUUAUUCCUUUGUAAAUUCAAAGAAAGUGAGGUGAAUUCAGUCGUAGACGUGUGGUGUGUAAGUGUGUUGAUGUAAGAUACACAUGUGCACCAGUGCAUAUUCACCAAUUUGGUUCAGACAAAUAUCGUGUCAGUUUCUUCUUGAAAAAGGAAGUAAACGGAAAUGCCGGUUUCUUCAGA
Molecule: messenger RNA, 884 nt
Organism: Panicum virgatum (switchgrass)
Lineage: Eukaryota; Viridiplantae; Streptophyta; Magnoliopsida; Poales; Poaceae
Exons: 1
Coding region: 224-511 (95 amino acids)
Source: RefSeq, a predicted model, not a curated record